GACGCUGCUAAAUUGGGGCACUUUCCUAAUCGCGCGGCUAAUCAAAACGGGGCCUUGUUGAAGCGAGUCGCUUGAUCAAUUGCUCGCUGCGAAUUAGUAACUGGGCGGGUCUCAUAGGAAUCGAUAUAAGACCUCCCCCGCUUGAAGCACGACGUCUCCCGCAAAACGAUCUUUCGUCGCUCGCAAACCAACCUCACAUCAAUCACCCCACUACGCUCACUUCAACCCACACACCCCUAGAAAUGGCUCGCUCAGGUCGUUCCGGCGGCGGUCGCUCCGCCCCCUCCCGCCCCGCCCCCGCCCAGCACACCCAGACCCGCCAGGCAUCCACAACCGCCCACCCGCCAGCGCACGCCCCGCCACCAGCGCCGCCCGCACAUGCUCCUAUGGCCGCACCCCAGCAGCCGGGCAUGUUUGCGCAGAUGGCGUCGACUGCCGCUGGAGUUGCUGUUGGUAGCACGAUCGGACACACGCUUGGCGCCGGAAUCACCGGCAUGUUCGGCGGCGGCGGGUCCAGCGCCCCUGCCCCGGCUCCCGUCGACCAGAACCAGCCCCAGCAGUACGCACAGCAGCCGUACGCUCAGCAACAGCAACAGCAGGGAGCGAUGGCGGCGUGUGAGCCGGAUCAGAAGGCGUUCUUGAGGUGUUUGGAUCAGAAUAGUAAUGAUAUUACUUCUUGCCAAUUUUACCUCGACAUGCUGAAGCAAUGCCAAGCCGCUUCCCGCACCACCCUCCAGUGAAACUGUCGAAAUCGAACAAUUCAUUAUAGCUUCUGCAACGUUGUGCCCCUUAGAGCAUUAUAUCUGUUUACCCCUCUCUCAAAAUAUCGACGUAGUUGCUUGAAACGAGAAUAUUGAAAAAGAUGUUCGUUAGAAGAAUGGAAGAAUGAGAAUUCGAGAUGGAUAGAGAUGGAUAGAACACUUUGGCGUCCAUCUUACAGAGGGUUUCGAGUGGACAUGUGGGAUUAACCUCAGGUGUCGAGGUCUUCGGGUGUGGGAUGCACACUCACAGGGAAGUGCAAACAGCAUGGGAACAAUUGAGCAUCGUG
Molecule: messenger RNA, 1048 nt
Organism: Fimicolochytrium jonesii
Lineage: Eukaryota; Fungi; Chytridiomycota; Chytridiomycetes; Spizellomycetales; Powellomycetaceae
Exons: 3
Coding region: 243-740 (165 amino acids)
Biological process (GO): mitochondrion organization
Cellular component (GO): nucleus; mitochondrion
Source: RefSeq, a predicted model, not a curated record